AUGGAAAACACGGACGCUGGCAUUGAGCAUGUCGAGCGGACUGGCGCUGCUGGCGUCGGGAACAAUGUGGAUGAACCAUCUGAGCGUCCGCCGGGAGCACGACGGACGGCGAGGAGCUCCCACAGCCGUCCCAGGCCAAUGUCAAUGCCUCCCGUUGCCAAUCCAGACGGUUCUGUAGCCCAGCAGACGCAGGAACAAGGCCAUCAUGCCCACGACGCGCGCACACAUUCGACGGCGACGACGCGACGAGGCGGCUCGCGGGCGACGGUGCGGGUGAUUGGAAACUACUCGCUCGGAAAGACGCUGGGAGCGGGUUCGAUGGGCAAAGUAAAGCUCGCAUAUCACAACCAGACGGGCGAAAAGCUCGCUAUCAAAAUCGUUCCACGGCCUAGCGGAUCCCAUUCCAACCAGGGAAACCCGACGGCCUCGUUUCUCGCCAGACAGGCCGCAAAGGACGCUUCAAAGGAGAUUCGCACCGUCAGAGAGGCCGCUCUGUCCAUGAUUCUCUUCCAUCCGUACAUCUGUGGCACCCGCGAGAUUAUUGCCCAGCCAAACUACCACUACAUCGUCUUCGAGUUUGUCAACGGCGGCCAGAUGCUCGACUAUAUCAUCAGCCACGGCAGAUUACGCGAGCGUGUAGCGCGCAAAUUUGCUCGUCAGAUUGGCUCCGCAUUAGAGUAUUGUCACAAGAACAACGUCGUCCACCGAGACUUGAAAAUAGAAAACAUUCUCAUCUCCGAGUCGGGCAACAUCAAGAUCAUUGAUUUCGGCCUCUCCAAUCUCUAUAACCCCGCCGCCAAUCUCACCACGUUUUGCGGUUCUUUGUAUUUUGCCGCCCCCGAACUUCUCAAUGCCAAAGCCUAUACCGGUCCAGAGGUCGACAUCUGGAGCUUUGGAGUCGUUCUUUAUGUACUCGUCUGCGGCAAGGUUCCGUUUGACGAUCAGCAUAUGCCCGCGCUUCAUGCAAAGAUCAAGCGCGGAAUCGUCGAUUAUCCCACAUGGCUGAGUGCCGAAUGCAAACACAUUCUCUCCCGCAUGCUGGUGGUCGUGCCUUCGCAGCGAGCGACCCUCCACGAGGUACUGAAUCACCCCUGGAUGCUCAGGGGCUUUAGUGGACCUCCAGAUCCUCAUCUCCUCCCACGCGAACCCCUCAAGGCCAGCGAAUUGGACCCCAAUGUCAUUCGCGGAAUGACCGGUUUCGAGUUUGGGACUCCAGCAGAAAUUGAGCAAAAACUUCGCAACGUCUUGGAGACAAACACUUAUAGGCGAAUGGUAGAAAUAUUUGAGAGAAAGCAUGACAUUGCUCGGACCAAUGGCCGUCCCGAGUCGCCUUCGAGUUCUCAUACCGCCAUUAACAGCAUGGGAGCAAACCAGAUGGGCGACUCGGCUGCCAGCAAAAAGGGAUCGAAGCGAUUCUCCGGUUUCGACUUUUACAAGCGCAGGUUUUUCUCUCAGGGCAACUCGCCGCCCAGCACACCCACUGGACGCCUCCCGAUGAGCACCACAUUCGGUCCUCAAUCCACAGCAGUCAUGGACAGCUCUCGAGGAAGCGAUUACAUCGACCCAACUCUUGGUUUCCAUCCGUUGAUCUCCAUCUACUUCCUUGUCCGCGAAAAGAUAGAAAGAGAACGAGUUUAUGGACCCCAAUUCGCGAGCUCUCAAAUUUCGCUCAGCCCCCCACAACCCGUGAGCUCUACCUCGCGCCAGGAGGCACCCGUCUCGUUGAAUGUGGCACAAUCAGGACCCGUCUCCCCGCCAAGCGCCUACAAGACCAGCAGCAGCAGUACAAACAACGGCCCUGCAAAACCAGCCCCAGUCUCUGUGGCGCCUCCGUCUGCAUCCUACCAAAAGCGCGAUCUCAAUAUGCCCUUACCAGGACUUCCGGCGCCAGAGCCGACGCAUCAAGCUGGACCGGCCUACGAAUCGCCUGUUCCAAAGUCUCCAACGACGUCGAUGCAACCUCAGGCUCGGACGAUUGCUACAGAUCUCCCCGUCAAUGUCCAACCGGAGAAGGAGCCCAAGUCGUCUACACCGCCUUCUGCCUUUAUGCCUGCGCCACCAAAGGCCGCAGAGAAGCAUCAGCACCGACGAAGUACCUCGCUUACCAGCCGUGCUGGGCUCAUGGCCGGUUGGGGUGUAUCACGCACGGCGGCACCACCGCGGACUGCCGGGCCAGAGCAGACGGCAUUCGAUGAGAAUGUCGAGAUCGAGCCUCGUCGCUCGGAGCAUCAGCCACGUGAAUCAGAAGAUGGCCGUACGUCUCCUACGAGUGGCAGGGAAUCGUCUGCUGGUGGAUCAACUAUUCGCCGCUUUACUACCAUGAUCGGCAAUCGAUUCAGUGAGGAGGGACGAAAGACGUUGGGCAGACGUGGAAGUAUUUUGAGAGGUGGCCUUCUCCCUCCACGCCAUUCGGUUGAUGUUGCGUCUCGGGAAGCACACAAGCCCGUUACUCCAGUCCACAAGUCUGAAGAGAAACUAGCGAGGGAGGGGCCCUCGACGCCGCUAGAGACUACACAAAGUGUCCCACUCACGUCUACCCAGCCUGCGAAUAACCUCCACCGGAGAGCGGCUACCAUUGUCGAUUCUACUAGCAGGGACAGUAAACAUACCCGCCGUGGAAGCUUGAGUGCUGGGUUUGCCCUUGGAGGGUUUGGCGCAACUAUUCGGCGACCUCGUACGGGCCAGACCGCUCGGCCAUCGGGGCCGGCCGAAGGAGAGGAGACUGCAGAGAAGGAGCAACAACCUCGGAAUACCGACCUAGAAAGCGAGGGUGUCCUGGUCAAUGGCGAGGAGACGCGCGUAGAAGCCGCAGAGGACGAGGGUAGCGCCACCGAACGAGAUGUCAAGCCGCUCUAUCUCAAAGGGCUUUUUAGCGUGGCGACCACGACUACACGACCUGCCAACGUGAUCAAGAAUGACAUUCGCAAUGUUUUGGACCGUAUGCAAAUUCAGUAUCGGGAGAUCAAGGGUGGCUUCGAAUGCAUUCAUGCGCCGUCCAUCGACCUCGCGUCGGUGCAAAUAGAGGGGCCCUCGCGUGCCGCUGGACAGAGCAGCCGACAAGAGCCGCCCUCGUUUUCCAAUGAUACAUCUGCGGCUUCGACUAUUCGCCGAGGUGUUGUCAGAAAGGCCUCCAAGCUUUCCUUUGCGGCUGUGCGCAAAAAGGAAAAGUCACGAGAACAGGAGCCAUCUUCGGCCACACCGAUGACGCCAGCGAGUGCUGUUCCUCCCUCAGUAGUCGUGACAAAGGGUGAAGAAAAGGAAUUGCCGAGUCGGCCUUCUGUCUCGGCUGUCGAGCCCUCUGAUCAGACUCCAGUAGCGGCUGCUGAAAACAAGUUGGCCUCGCCGAGUGGAGGAUCUUCUUCCUUUUUCAACGUGCCGUCUCCAUCUGCACAACAACGUCCAAAUGCCGACGCAGCAGACGAGGCGACAAACGGUACCCACCACGCAAAGGAACCAAGUGUGGGCAAGGGGAGUGUUCCACCCAGCAAGAUUGUCGAAGAAAGUGGUCCUGUGGAAAAUGACCUACCAGUCGAGCUAGAGGCUGCAUCUGUCGCCGUUCCUGCAGAGCCCGUCAUUACACAAGAGCCGACCACACCCACAAAGGCAUCGUCGUCUACUACGCCCACGCGGGAUAAGUUCCUCCCGCCUAUACCCCAAGACUUUGCCCAAGUGCCACCGACGCCCGUGGCAAAGACAAAUGGCCAACGACCCGCGGACGAUCCAUUUGAGCAUACGGGCGCCAGCGAGCUAGUUGUACGCUUUGAGAUUAUGAUUGUCAAGGUGCCUCUUCUUCCUCUUCACGGAAUCCAGUUUAGGCGCAUCGGAGGGGAUGGAUGGCAAUAUCAUAUGCUAGCACGUCGGGUGCUCACCCAGCUCAGGCUAUGA
Messenger RNA from Serendipita indica DSM 11827, 3885 nucleotides. Lineage: Eukaryota; Fungi; Basidiomycota; Agaricomycetes; Sebacinales; Serendipitaceae. The record is from the annotation of a GenBank genome assembly.